This is a messenger RNA of Cyphellophora attinorum, 999 nucleotides long. RefSeq lists its product as uncharacterized. The record is from RefSeq and is a predicted model, not a curated record. NCBI's taxonomy places the organism in Eukaryota, Fungi, Ascomycota, Eurotiomycetes, Chaetothyriales, Cyphellophoraceae. The transcript has a single exon. Bases 1 to 999 code for a protein of 332 amino acids.
AUGGCGCUGCCGGCGGAUCCCACCUCCUCGUCAGCGCCAUUCCAGCCAUCGUCGUCUGACUGGUACACCGAACAUACGCAACGAACGCAUAGAAAUACACCGCCACGAGGAAUGAAAAGGACGGCGGAUGACGAAGAAGAGGAGAGAGUGAUCCCUCCCUACAAUGGCUUCAAGAGAUUAAGAAUAAGCCCAAGACAGCAGGUCACUGCGCGCAACACAAUCCAGCAUAGCAAUAACGUGGACCCGCACUAUACUACAGUGAUUCCUCAGCACCAAGUGAACGGCGUACACCCAGAAGCACACCUGGGCCGGCCACCAUACUACCCUCCCUCUGUCGGAGCAGACAUCGACCAGGAACUCGUCGAUCCCCCGGUCCUCACAGACCAACUACAAGCCGCCCGCCACGCCCCAACGAUGCCAUACCCAUGUCGACUCGCGCCCGAGCCGCCUAUAUGCGACACACCUCCGCCACAACGCCUCCCGUCCCACCACAAUGACGACUAUAUGCCCCUUGACGACAACACCCACCGCAUCUUCAUCAGCGACCUGGACGCCGCCAUCGCCGAGAUCGAGGCAGAAGAGCGCGCUGCCGCCGAGAAGGACCAGGAAGCCGCCUUCUUCCUUCCAGAUGAGGUCGAAAAGGAGAUCUUCUCAGGAGUCCCUGAGCAUGUACUCCGGCAGCAGUCGCCGCCGCAAUUACCCGACCCCAGAGCAAACAGUCAGGCACUCAUCCUCUACCGAGACCCCGAAAGCAUUUCGGUCUCAGAAGAGUACGAUGCAGUCAGGAAAGCGGUACAUGAGGCUCGGCAGAGGAUACGAGAUCGCAAAGAACCGGAGCAGAAGGUAGAGGGAAGGACUCUAGAGCCGCCGCCCAUCACGCCGAUCGAUUUUGGCUACCCGCUCGGGCGACAAGCUUCUGACUGGCGACACGCCAGCGCGAGCACGACUGAUGACCACGUCCAAAACGAUGAUUACGAUGAUGCAAUGGACAUUGAAUGA